Penicillium angulare is the source of this 237-nucleotide messenger RNA. RefSeq lists its product as uncharacterized. NCBI's taxonomy places the organism in Eukaryota, Fungi, Ascomycota, Eurotiomycetes, Eurotiales, Aspergillaceae. The record is from RefSeq and is a predicted model, not a curated record. The transcript is spliced from 2 exons. The coding region runs from base 1 to 237 and encodes 78 amino acids.
AUGGAUAUUCUUGAUUGUCUCAAUUCACAAGUGGCUAAAAUUCUGAAAGACGGUUUGUAUGGCACGAAUUUGCGACCGCCACAGCUAGAAGUACCUGAUGAAGAGUACCCAUCAUCCAUUUUUGGCUUAACAAGUUUCAUGGAUGAGAAUUCACCUAUUGGUAGUUUUGAUCCGUACGGCUUGGAUUAUGCUUGGCUUAAUUCCGAAGGUGGUGGCUUGGGAUGGCUUGGAGGAUGA